Messenger RNA from Ciona intestinalis (vase tunicate), 1640 nucleotides. Its product is annotated as zinc finger protein 830. Gene Ontology annotation, cellular component: nucleus; spliceosomal complex. The record is from RefSeq and is a predicted model, not a curated record. NCBI's taxonomy places the organism in Eukaryota, Metazoa, Chordata, Ascidiacea, Phlebobranchia, Cionidae. Gene Ontology annotation, molecular function: nucleic acid binding; zinc ion binding. Gene Ontology annotation, biological process: mitotic DNA damage checkpoint signaling; nuclear DNA replication; mitotic DNA replication checkpoint signaling.
GUAGUAAGUGGUUAACAAAUAAGGUUGGGGGAGGGGAGACUCUUCACUAGCACCGUAUUUUAGUGCAGAGUCUGUAUACCAGACAGAAAGUAAAAGCAGCGUUUGUUAUUAAGUUUCAGCAUGGACGACUGUGGCGCUGUGAUUAUGCAAUAUAUAAGAAUAAACCCGGCUGCUAGUAAAGAAUCUCCCACCUUAUUUGCUAACUAUUAACCCCUAUAACCACAAAAGUCAAAUUUCUAUGGACUUUGAUAACCACUAAAAAUAACCCCCUAACUCCGAACCCCCAACCACCAGGCCGGAACGCCAACCUUAAACUCUUUCCACCCACCAGCCUAUUCUGCUAUGUACCUAAGGAUUCUUCACUAAUGCCUAAACCUGUUUGAUUAUCUUUCCAUUUUAAGUGCGACAUGUAAAAGAUAUAAAUACUAACUAUUACAUUGUUAGCACGGUGUUGUUUUGUUUUUUUAAACUUGUUCUGCAUAUCCUACAGAUAUCUAAAAAUGUCAACAAAGAAAGGAAAAGCAAAGGUGUCUCAAGCAGAUUUGCGGAAAAUGAUGCAACAAAUGAAAGCAAAGAAAGGAGGGCCAACCGAACAAUCAAACCAGAAUGCAUUAAAACUUAAGCAAAAUAAUGGUAGUGCCAUGAAACGAACUUUUGAAAUGGGAAAUGUCAAACUAGGGUCUGCAAACAAAAGAGCUAAGGCUUCAUCAAAUUUAAACAAAUCUUCCAAAACUAUUUCAAAUAAUAAUAAUGGUAAUCUGAAGCAGUUUAUAACAAUGAAGCGAAGUCACAGGGAUAGUUCAUCCCCGCUACCUAGUACCAGUGACCGUAUAACUACAAUACAACAAUCACCUGCGAAAAUGCAAAAACUCACAGAAGUUAAUCAUCAACCGCCUACAUCACUUGUUACAGGAUUUUACAGUGACUCGGACUCUUCCGAUGAGGAAAUGGUGGUAAGUAGCACAAACACACAAAGUCCUAAUAACAACGAGGCAACAGCAUCUAUAUCUGGUUCCAAAGAAAACACUGUAAAUAACAAAACUAGUUCUCAAUCUUCAACAUCUGCAUUACCGGAAGGUUUUUUUGAUAACUUAGAGGUAGACGCAAAGAUGCGCGGCGUGGAAACUCCAGCUGAUAAAAUGGACAGGGAGUGGGAGUCCUUCAAGAAACAACUUCAUUACGCAGAAGAUCAGUCAGAGCAACUGAUUGACGAAGAGCAAGAAACUGGACAUCUUGAUCGGGAGAUUGAACAAAUAGAUCAACAAAUUCAACUAUACAAUCUAGUUGACAGGUUGAAUGACCAACGGGACACAAAGGUUAAAACAGUUAAUAAAAUAAAAAGUGAAAUGAAAGAAGAGUCGCUAAGCAGCGAUGAUGAAGACGAUGUUUUAUUGAACUGGAGAGAGAAAGAUGCUUUUUUAUGAAUUCAUAAUUAUACAGUACAUAUUCUUUUUACAAAUUGUUAAGCGUAGGCAGUUCUGUUUGGGCUAAAUUAUUCUUAACAUUACCACCAUCUAAUCAUGAUGCCCUAAGGUGGGCUUCUGCUUUAAAUUUUUUGGUUGUAUAGCCUAUUGUAGGGAUGAAAAGUUUCAGUUCUGCACUUUUUCCUGUACAAAUAAAAAAGUUUAAAUAUUUUCAGA